Molecule: messenger RNA, 3409 nt
Organism: Silurus meridionalis
Lineage: Eukaryota; Metazoa; Chordata; Actinopteri; Siluriformes; Siluridae
Gene: jakmip1
Product: janus kinase and microtubule interacting protein 1
Exons: 21
Coding region: 488-2980 (830 amino acids)
Molecular function (GO): kinase binding; microtubule binding; GABA receptor binding
Source: RefSeq, a predicted model, not a curated record
UGUUUCUUUCUCCCCAUUCAGCACCCAGUGCUCCUGGAUGCGCGCAAGUAAAGUGUCUCCGGUGCUCCCCGGUGUAUGCAGGAAAGGUUCCCGUUUCGGAUGACGUCGUUGACGGUGGGCGGGGAGAGCGCAGUUGGUUCUCGUGCCCAGUGUAUUACCUCCUCUUUGCAUGUCUACUCGGAUAUUACGUCCUGUAUUUGAAAGACGUCUCCGGAAAGAUCAUUGCACACAGCGGUCCUGCACUGAUCAGCACCGGCACAAACCUGCGCGCGCUCGCUCGCACGCGCGCGGUGAACUCGGAUUGCUCGUCCUGUCUCAUCCGCGCGCGACAACCGGUCUAAGGCUGAAAGGCACCACUGCUCAGCCUGAUGAUGAUGAAAAGGAGGAUGAUAACGGUAGUGUGGUCCAUCCCCAUAGACACAGGUAGUUUCGCCUGAGGGGAGAAGACGCCUGGAAUCAUAAUAGAUUACCAUCAGAGAGUCGCAGGAUGUCUGCGAGUACGCCUAAUUCAGCCCCGCCCCCUAAAAAGAGCCGAGGAAAACAGGAGAACGAGUCUCUACAGGCUGCCAAUGAAGAACUGAAGGCCAAACUAAGUGAUGUACAAAAUGAGCUGCAGCAGGAGAGGGCGAAGGUGUCUAAACUGCGUGAGCGGCUGCAGGAUCUGCGGGGGCAGAGGGAGUCCGAGCAGCACAGGCAUGCAGUUGCGCAGACGGAGCUGCGGGUAAAACUACGAGAGGAAAAGCAGCGGGAGGUAGCAGCUGUGCGUGAUUCUUUGAGCCGGCAGCAUGAGGCCGAGUUAGCACGUGCUGCCCGCAUACGCCACUCUGAAAUGGGACGUCUGCAGGGCCUGGUGAAUGCACUGCGCAACGGUAACGGUGCCGCCGAGUUGAGGGAGGAGGCACGAGAAGAGGCACGCAGAAACCACGAGGCUGAGAGACUUAAACUGACACAGGAGCUGCAAGAAGCCAAGGCGGCACGCAGACAGGCUGAGGAAGCCCUGACCAACGCCGUGCAGGCUGAUAAAGCCAAAGCGGCCGAUCUUAGAGUAGCACAUCAGGCCCAUCAUGAGGCGAUCCAGAGGAUCAAACGUGAUAGCGAGAAGGAAGUCCGCAGAUUGAUGGAGGAGCUGCGGGGGAGGGAUCGUGUUAUACAGACUUUGGAAAAGGAGUUGGGUGUGCAAGCGGGUCAGACUCAGCGCCUACUGCUACAGAAAGAGGAGGCUGAGAGGCACUAUGGCAGUCCCAAGCGAGAGGUGGCUCCUGUACUUGGAGAGAACGCAGAUGCCAUCAUUAACCAGGAAGUAGAUGAGCGAGACACUCGCAGAUUCCAGCUAAAGAUUGCGGAGCUGCAGGCUGUCAUUAGGAAACUCGAGGACCGAAACACGCUGCUGUCAGACGAGAGGACUGAACUGUUAAAGCGAGUGCGGGAGACAGAUGGACAAAUGAAACCCCUGUUAGAGAAGAACAGACGGAUGAGUAAAAAGAAUGAAGAGCUCCUGCAGACUUUGCAGCGUAUGGAGGACAAACUAAAAGCCCUCAGCCGUGAGAACGCUGAAUUAAAGGAGAAGACGAUCUUGGAGUCCCAGCAAGCAGUCCUGAAGAGGACGAGCUCUCUGACGGACCUAAGCCACGCACACGAGGAGUCGGAAGUGGAGUUUCUGAAGCUGCAAGUCAACGAACAGCGCAACGUCAUUGAGGAGCUCACUCAGGAGCGUGAUAGAAUGAUAUUUAACAAAAAGAACAAGAGAAAAAAUAUCAAAUUGCCAAAGAGGCGUGUUGUGGAGACAUAUUUUGGAUUUGAUGAGGAGUCUGUGGAUUCAGAAACAUCAUCUUUGACAUCGUACAACACAGACCACACCCCAGCCACUCCAGAGGAGGAGCCUGAGGAGGCUUUUUCCAGAGAGGAAGCAGAACUUCGUUUUCGACAGUUGACACGAGAAUACCAGGCUCUUCAGCGAGCGUAUGCAAUCCUCCAAGAGACCACUGGGCCGCUUGACCCUGAGAGAGACUGCAGGACGCGGGAGCAGCUGCAGGCGGAGCUGAACUCCUGCCAGGCGAGGAAUGCUGACUUGGAGAGGAGCCUGGCAGAGAAGGGGCAGGACUCAAAGUGGGUGGAAGAGAAGCAGAAUCUCAUUAGGAUUAAUCAGGAACUAAGAGAAAAGAUAGAGUUACUGAAGCAAUCCGAGUUGCAGUUGCGCUCCGAGGUGAGGGACACACAAGACCAAAAUGAGCUGCUGGAGUUCCGCAUACUCGAACUGGAAGAGAGGGAGCGUCGCUCUCCUGCCUAUAACUUGCACAUCUCUGCCAUGGAAAACAGCAGCAGCAUGCAGCUUCACUGCCAGCGGGAGGGUAUCAAGGUGCAAACACCUACAUUCAGCUGCAUACACAUGCAGGAUGUCAUUAUACCUGAACUGAUGAAAAAAUUGGACAUCCUGGGUGACAAUGGGAACUUGCGGAAUGAGGAGCAAGUCACUGUGAUCCAGGCGAGCACCGUGCUGUCUCGCUGUGAGAAGUGGCUGAAACAGAUAGACAGCACCGAGGCAGCACUUACACAGAAGAUGAUUGAUCUUGAAAACGAAAAGGAGCUGUUUAGUAAGCAGAAGGGCUUUUUAGAAGAGGAGCUAGACUACAGAAAACAGGCUUUGGACCACUCUAAUUUGAGGGUGCAAGAGCUGGAGGCAACACUCUAUGCUGUGCUGCAGCAGGAUCCACAUGGCCGACUGGGUGAGAGUUUGAGCGAGAGGCAAAGGGAGGAGCUGGCAGAGUCUAUGGAGGCGGUGAGGAGGCAAAUCCUCAGACAGAGCCGCCAUGCUGACACGCUAAUCUUACAGCAGCGCAUGGAGCUCCUCCAGUCUGCACAACAGAGGAUCAGAGACUUGGAGGACAAGAUAGAUAUGCAGAGACGACAAAUCAAAGAGAUUGAAGAGAAGUUUUUAUUCCUGUUCCUGUUUUUCUCUCUAGCGUUUAUUCUCUGGCCUUAAACACACAAAUACACAAACCCACACACAUACUUAUUCUUUUUUACACAGACACAGACACACACACACACACACACACACACACACACACACACACACACAAGCACACACACACGGGUGCAGUAUCUGAAUGGAAGUAAUGAACUCCUGUUUUGCCCACUGAACUCUGGUCAAACAUUCCUCAGUUAUUGUAUGAUCUUUUUAAUAUUUUUAUGCAUUUCCAAUGAAUCAACAAUGAGAACAACAAUAGUGAAAACAACAACAAAACACAUCCAGGUAAAGCUGCUCCUCUCAGUCUCUCUCAAGUAAAAAUCAAAAGAUAUAAAGUAAUAUAAUUUUAACUCAAAUCUUUGUUAAAGGUAUUAAUACACACAUCAACACUUGUCUAAAUAUCUGCUUUUAGUUUCAAUAAAUAAAGUUGUAUUUUCUUUA